AUGGCUAUCUUUGUGGCACAAAGGAUCCUCUGCCGUUCACAGAGUAAGCUCGGCUAUCUGCUUCUGCGAUGCAUACACCACUAUAUUGAUCUCGACAUUUACACUGGAUUUGAGGUUCACACUGAAGAUUCAAUUGUUGCAGGAAGACAAGCUCUGCGGGAAUUUUCAGCGCUGAUGGAGGAGUAUAUUCUCAAUUCACAGCCUGUAACAGGCAAGGACUGGAAUUUCCCCAAGAAACACGCAAGUUUGCAUCUAUUCGACCAUAUCUUGGCGAAAGGUGCGACACAAAACUACAACACAAAACCGAACGAGAAGAUGCACGGCCCCGUGAGGGACAUCUACCACAAUCGAACAAAUUUCAAGGACAUUGCUACACAGUUGGACGAGUACAAUCGGAAAGCCAAUAUCCUAACAACAGAAGAUGCAGACACAGAAAAUCCUGCAAUUUCUGUGGAUCCAGCUCCCUGCACCCACGUAAAGUUAGGCUCGAUGCAAGGUGACAUCUCAUUUGCAAGUCUCAAGCAGUCGCAUGCAGAUGACAGGGCCUUCGUCGGUUUCGAAUCAAACUCAACACCUUCCUGA
Suillus paluster is the source of this 582-nucleotide messenger RNA. RefSeq lists its product as uncharacterized. The coding region runs from base 1 to 582 and encodes 193 amino acids. The transcript is spliced from 3 exons. The record is from RefSeq and is a predicted model, not a curated record. NCBI's taxonomy places the organism in Eukaryota, Fungi, Basidiomycota, Agaricomycetes, Boletales, Suillaceae.